AUGGUGAGGGACCAGGAUCUGCUCUUGGAAACCCUGCAGAGGCUGGGAUGUGAUGAUUUUAAGGCCUUCAGGUGGUACCUGAACCAGCUGGAGAUCUACAGCGACUUCACCCAGAUCCCGUGGUACAAGCUGGAGGAGGCGGAUCAGAUGGAAACAGUGACGCUGAUGGUGCAGACAUACUCCCAUCACGCUGUGGAGCUGGCCGAGAUGGUUUUGGGGAAGAUGGACACGAAUGAUGUGGUCCAGUAUCUGCCAGAGAGGAGCUCAGAACUAAAAGAUGUGGAGAUGCACGUGCUUCAGCCUCUAGAAAAACUGAUCGAACAUCUUCAACGCACGAUACAGAAGAAUUUCCAGAGCAGGUUCAUGUGUGUUCAAGAGGGCCUGGCCGAGAAGACAGAAGAGCAGUGCCUGAAGGACAUCUUCAUAGAGCUUAAGUGUUACAUGUACAUCACAGACGGGGGGGAAAUGCACAUCAACGAACAGCAUGAGAUCAGGCUGAUCAGGAACUCCAGGACGGCAGCAGUGAAACCAAUCGACCCCAGUGACAUAUUCAAGUGUCCCAUUGGUAAACCCUCAAGAACAGUGGUGACGACUGGAGUUGCAGGAAUUGGCAAAACGUUCCUUGGGAAAAAGUUUGUGUUGGACUGGGCCGAGGGAAGGAAAAAUCAAGAUGUGCAUCUGAUAUUCCCCUUUAGCUUCAGCAAACUGAAUCAACUGAAGGGGGAAAGGUUCAGCCUGGCAGAACUAAUUCAUAAGAGCAUCUGGGAAACCAGAGACAUCACCGACAAAGAUCUGAACCAUAUCUUUGCUAAACUAAAGGUGUCAGGAAACUGCGACAUUAACAAUAGUCAAUAUAAACUUCUGUUUGUGUUGGACGGAUUGGAUGAAAGCCGCCUUCAGAUGGAUUUGACGCGACGUGAACCUCAGCCAGUUGAUUUUGAUGUGACACAGUCGACCUCAGUGGAGGUUCUGCUGACUGCCCUGAUCAGUGGGAACCUGCUUCCCUCUGCCCGGGUGUGGAUAACCACACGACCUGCAGCCGUCAGUCAGAUCCAUCGUGAUUUUAUCAAAAGAAUGACAGUGGUGAGAGGAUUCACUGACCCACAGAAGGAGGAGUACUUCAACAAGAAAUUCCCUGAACGAGGCAGCAGAAUUAUCGUCCACAUCAAGGCGUCACUAAGCAUGUUCAUCAUUUGUCACAUCCCAGUUUUCUGCUGGAUCACUUCUACAGUUUUGCAGGAUGUUUUGAAAAGCCAAGCAAACAUAGAUCUGCCCACAACAUUGACGGAGAUGUACACAGAAUUCCUGCUGUAUCAAAUCAAGCUGACAGAAGAGAGAUGUGGCUCAAAAAAGAGCAUCAGGUACAUCAAGUCCUUAGCGAAACUUGCAUUCGACCGUUUGUUGUUGAAUACUUCAGAAGGGUUCCCUCAGACCAACCAUCAAUCCACGAUCCAGUCCAUCAAGAAGAGAAUAAGGGACAAUACAUCUCCAGAGAGGAGCAUCAAUCUAUUCCACUGUCUUAAUGAGCUGAGAGAUGAUUCCUUGGUGAAGGUGAUCCAGCAGAACCUGAGUUCAGGAAGUCUGUCUGCAAGGAAACUUUCUCCUGCUCACUGGUCGGCACUGGUUUUCAUCCUACUGUCAUCGGAAGACACGCUGGAGGUAUUUGACUUGAAGAAAUACUGUCCUUCAGAGGAGGUUCUCCUCAGGCUGAUACCAGUGGACAAGGCCUCCAACAAAUCACUGUAA
Molecule: messenger RNA, 1746 nt
Organism: Limanda limanda (common dab)
Lineage: Eukaryota; Metazoa; Chordata; Actinopteri; Pleuronectiformes; Pleuronectidae
Product: NACHT, LRR and PYD domains-containing protein 6-like
Exons: 3
Coding region: 1-1746 (581 amino acids)
Source: RefSeq, a predicted model, not a curated record